AUAGCAAUAAAAUGUCCGAGCUGCUGUGGUGUGUAGAACGCCCCUAACCUAGAAAGUUCUCCAGUGUUUACAGUACUGCAUUGGAGGAAACUGAUACAUUUUGACAUGGAAGCACACUAGAUUGUUCCCGUAAGGCUUCUAAAAGGUUUAAUAAUGCUGAAUCGACCGCGUGAAGAAAGUGUCAAUUGUAUUUAUUGUCAGAAAAGAAAGCCGAAUUGUUACUGACUAGGGGAAACAUUAUAAGUACACACUAGCAUUAGCUAAUUUUGUUGAUGUACAUUGUAUACGUAGCAUAGGCUAUGUCUCAGAACGUAGUGAGGAACUUUUAUAAAUCAGCGAGGUAUGUCACCUGGUCGUCAGGCCUGAGAUGGAAAAGCUCCAACCCCCGGAGUGUGCUGAAGCUGGCAGAUAGGGGCAUGUUCAAAGAUAUUUUCCCUGGCAACUCCAGCACAGAGGUUGACACUCUUCUAAAGUCAUCAAGCCAAUGUGUUUAUGCUGGCUUCGAUCCUACAGCAGAUAGUCUGCAUGUUGGCAAUCUCCUUGUACUUGUCAAUCUUCUUCACUGGCAGAAACGUGGUCAUCAGGUUGUUGCUUUGAUUGGAGGUGCUACGGGGCACAUUGGAGAUCCAAGUGAAAGGAGUACUGAACGCCCAUCACUUUCAUCAGAAUUAGUCUUUAAGAAUGCUGAUAGCAUUAAAGAAAACAUAGAAAAUGUUUUUGAAAAUUUUAGGAAGCACUUUUCUGAUGGGUGUGAACUUCAUCCUCCAAAGAUAGUGAACAAUUAUGAUUGGUACUGUAAAAUGAAUUCUGUGGAGUUUGUUGGAUAUGUUGGACGCCAUUUUCGUAUGGGAACAAUGUUGGGCCGAGACAGUGUUUCCCAAAGGCUUAAAUCUGAACGUGGCAUGAGCUUUACUGAAUUUACUUACCAAAUUUUUCAAGCUUAUGAUUGGUUACAUCUGUAUCGUGCACAUAAUUGUAGAUUUCAGAUUGGUGGUAGUGACCAAAUGGGUAACAUUGUGUCAGGACAUGACCUGAUCAGUCGUGUUGAAGAUGUACCCGUGUAUGGCAUUACUCUUCCCCUAAUAAAAUCGGAAGCCGGGGACAAAUUUGGAAAAUCAGCCGGCAAUGCAGUGUGGCUUUCUUCAGUAAAAACAUCCCCUUAUGACUUAUACCAAUUUUUUGUGCGAACACCAGAUGCUGAUGUGGAACAGUUAUUGAAGCUUUUUACUUUCAAUACAUUACGAGAGAUAAAGGAGAUAAUGGACAAGCACAAGCAAGAACCAUCAAAAUGGAUAGCACAAAAAGUUUUAGCUCAAGAUGUCACUACCCUUGUACAUGGAGAGGAAGGUUUAAAAAUGGCUCAGUUAACAUCAACUUUAUUGCAUGGCUCAGAUCCAAACAAAUUAGCUGAGCUUACCUCAGAGCAAGCCUUGCAGGUUUUUCGUGGAGCACCUUUGAAAAAAAUGAUUUUACAACCUGGUAUGACUUUUGUGGAUGUAAGCACAGCAGCUGGAUGCUUUCCGACUGAGAGUGAUGCAAGAAGAAUAAUUUCUGCUGGAGGUUUCACUGUGAAUUAUCAAAAAUCACGUAAUCCUGAUGAAGUCUUUCAAGUUUCACACAUCCUACCUAGUAAUUUUUCACUCCUGCGAGUGGGAAAGAAGAACUUUUACCUAGUUGAAUGGGUUUGACAUAAUUAUCUUUGUGGAGACAUGUGGCUCACUUUGGAAAACUUACAAAAAUCUAUAUUUAUCUGUUAGUAUGUGAUCAAGUGUAAAUGAAGUGUAAAUCACAUGGAUGUUCGCUUACAUACUCCAUAAAGUAUACAGAUAGAACUCUA
Molecule: messenger RNA, 1837 nt
Organism: Thrips palmi
Lineage: Eukaryota; Metazoa; Arthropoda; Insecta; Thysanoptera; Thripidae
Gene: TyrRS-m
Product: tyrosine--tRNA ligase, mitochondrial
Exons: 10
Coding region: 300-1688 (462 amino acids)
Biological process (GO): tyrosyl-tRNA aminoacylation
Cellular component (GO): mitochondrion; cytosol
Molecular function (GO): RNA binding; tyrosine-tRNA ligase activity; ATP binding
Source: RefSeq, a predicted model, not a curated record